AUUUCUCCUCCAUUACUGUUUGUACUGUUUUUUCUCUCCGCCUCCCUCUGCUUUUUUCUUCUGUUCCUUACAGUCCAACCCUCUGUUUUUCCCGCCUCUUUGCUGAGCUGUGCGGCUAGAACUCUGAACAAACAAGCAGGCAAACACUCCUAUGUGAGACUGCAGGCGUCUGAGGAAGAAGGGAGGGCUAAGGGCAUAGACAUCUGUCCAAAACUGAAUGGGGUAAUAGAUAUAUGUAUACUUAUAUUCUCCAACAAAGAACAGGAAGCCUCAGGUGGAAUAUGUGAAGCAUGGAGCCCUUGGACCUGGGUAGUGCUGGUGUACUUCAUGAGCAAAACUCCAUUCAUGUCCCGACAACAAAGGCACUGACCAAUCCGUGCCUUCCUUCUUAAAGGAGAGCCCGGGAAGUACAUUCUAUUGAAGAAUCUCCAUUUGAAAGGGACACAGAACAAGAGCACAGCCAUUUAUCUUAACAGUCAUGGAGGCCACUGGUAACAGCCAGGAGGAGGUAUUGACCUCCAGAAAUGAAACAGCAGCAGACAAACCCUCUCUGCUAAACAAUGCUGUCCGAAACCAUUCAAUAGAUACAGUUCGGCAGCUGUUGAAAGAAGGAGCAGAUGUUAAUUCCAAGGUAGAAAGUGGUUGGACACCUCUGCACAGUGCUGUACAGGCUGAUCUGGAAGAGAUCGUUGAUCUUCUGCUGGAGAAGGGUGCUGAUCCGUGUGCUAGGAAGAAAAAUGGUGCCACUCCCUUUGUUGUCGCAGGGAUAGUGGGAAAUGUGAGACUUUUAGAGCUCUUCCUUUCUAAGGGGUCAGAAAUCAAUGAGUAUGAUGACAAUGGUUUCACAGCUUUUAUGGAGGCUGCUGGCUAUGGGAAUGAGGAUGCCUUAAGAUUCUUGUACAAUAAUGGGGCAGAUGUGAAUUUGAGGAGGGUGGUUAAUGAGGAGAAAAGGACACUGAAUAAAGGGGGUGCAACAGCCCUGAUGGAUGCUGCCAGGGAGGGCCACCUCUCAGUUGUAAACAUUCUUGUCAGUGAGAUGAAGGCUGACAUGAACAUCUGUGACAACCAGGACAGGAAUGCUUUAAUCUAUGCCUUCCUUCCAAGUGAUAACAAGACAAGGGAGUCAAUUCUCUCGAUAGUUCAUUUCCUGCUGGAUUGUGGUGUUGAUGUGAACAGAAGAGAUGAACAUGGGAAAACUACCCUCAUCCUGGCAGUCGAGAUGCAAAGUCUGGAUUUGGUGAAAGCUUUAUUGGAGAAGAAUGAAGUUGACAUCAAUGAUGCUGACAGAGAGGGCAAAACAGCACUGAUGGUAGCUGUAGAGAAAAACUAUUACGAAAUAGCAAAGCUACUGUGUGAAAGGGGGGCAAGGACUGACCUUGGGAACCUUAUUGGGAUUGUCAAUAGGAAAUACAAUAAGAAAAUGGCAGAACUUCUUCGCCAGUACGGCGCCAAGGCUGGUCCAAGUCAACCUCAAGAUUGGGAACCCACCAGCAAACGCUGGGGAGAGCAGCUGAAAGUUCUCUACAACAUGUAUCGUCCUGUGAUUGGAAAACUUAAAAUCCUCCAACAUAAUGAUUUCAGGAUUCAGAGAACCUCCCAAGGGGGCAUCUACCUGGGGCUCUAUGACGGGAAAGAGGUGGCUGUGAAGAUAUUCUGCAUUGGCACAGAAAUUGCUAAACAAGAGAAAAUGUGCCUUGAACAAUGUCUGACCUGCAACCAUUUAGUAAAGCUUUUCGGUGCUGAAGAAAAGAAACCCUGCCUGUACUUGUGCCUCUCGCUCUGUGAGAAGAACCUUGAAGAACACCUGAGUGCGUCAGAGAAUCAAGUGAAUUGCAAGGGUGUUCUUAAGACACUCUUUGAGGCAGUUCAAGAACUACACAUGUUUGGAUUUGGCCAUCAGGAUCUACACCCACGUAACAUUUUGAUAGAUGCUGCUGGUAAAGUUCGCUUAGCAGAUUUUGAUAAGAGCAAAAGGUUGAGUGAAGGACAGAAGGAUGAUGUUAUAAUCAAAGAUCUGAAGGCGCUCAGCAGGCUGGUCCUGUAUGUUGUAACAGUGGGUAAGGUUCCCUUUGAGGAAAAUGAUGGAGAUGAUUUGGAUGAAAGUUGUCCAGAGGACGUGCAGGACUAUGUGGAGAUAGCAGACCUUAGGAAAAGUCUGGUCUCCCCUGGUGAAGGAAGCCCAGUUGAGAACCUGCUGAGAGACUUGAUCCAACAUCCCUUUUUCUGGAGCAAGCAGACCAGGUACAGGUUCCUGAGAGACGUUGGGAAUGAGAGCGAUAUCAAAACACGCAACACAAAGCAUCACAACAACAAGAGUGAGAUUCUGAAAGCUUUGAAUUGUGAUGAGCACCCUCUGCAGCAGUGGACUGAGCAGAUUGACAAAUUGGUUCUGGACAGCAUGUUCAACCCCUUCAACAACAACAAGAACCAGAACAAGAACAAGAAGAAACAGUAUGAAAACUAUGUCACAGACCUACUGAAGUUCAUCAGGAACAUGGGCGAGCACUUUGAUGAGAAGGAAGAAAAGGUCAAGGAAAUAAUCAAGGAGCCCUCGGAGUAUUUCCUGAACCUAUUUCCAGAACUGACAGUUUAUGUCUACAAGUGUUUAUGCAGCAUACAGCAUCAUAGACAUUUUCCAAGCCCUGAGAGUCUUUCUCAGGUGUAGCAUGUUCUAUCGCUUCAGGUUAUAUAGCUGAAUCCCAUUGACUAACUUCCUUUUCAGCACCAUUUCAUUCAGUUGCCAAAAAGUGUCAUACAAAGCAGGAAAGGGGCUGGGUGGGCGGAGGAUAUUGGAAUUUCUGUCAGUGGAUCUGGUUUCUGGAUUCAGCACUGAAGCACUCAACGGUAAAGAUGCUAUGUUUGAGUGGGAUCAUGGAGGACAAUUACAGUGAGGAAAGGAAGAACUAAGUGCUAGAUGGGCAAGUGCUGCUGACACCUGACAGUGGCUGGCUUCCAGACCGGACUCCAAGAGGUAGGUGGCGCUGCCACCUGGGGGUGUGGGUGAGAUCUGUAUUUGAAGUUAUGAAUAUUGGCUAUGUACUUGUAUCUCAAUAUGUUUGACUCUAAGUAGCAUUAGUGAAGCAUUUGGUCAGCUUCUUGAGAAAGUAAUUUUCAGAUUAAAUGCCAAGUCAAUCAACACUUUAACAAGAGACCUUGGGAGACUCCAAUCCACUUAUGAGGAGCCUCCCUGGGAACAUUCAAGCUAGCAUGUGAGCAAUGGCUGCUCUACCUUUAAAGAACCUUGCUGCUGUGAUUUUGCACAGUAAGACCAAAGGGGUGUCCUUCCACAUGGCAGAGGAUAGAAAAGGCCCUGGAAACCCCUCCAUUUUGUCUUCAAUCCUGCUUCUCACCACUGGAGGAACUUUGCUAGAAACUGAAGCUCUGAACAAAGAACUGAACGACUCAUCCAAGCUGGAUGCUUGUACUCCAGAGACUUGAUUUGUUUUAAAUCAGCAGUAAUCCCAUCACGCCUGAAACAAGCCUGAACUAAGAACUUUGCAAUUGUUAUAUGUAUCUGAUUCCAUGUAACCAAUUUUAAC
Molecule: messenger RNA, 3539 nt
Organism: Mauremys reevesii (Reeves's turtle)
Lineage: Eukaryota; Metazoa; Chordata; Testudines; Geoemydidae
Gene: RNASEL
Product: ribonuclease L
Exons: 8
Coding region: 479-2665 (728 amino acids)
Biological process (GO): mRNA processing; protein phosphorylation
Molecular function (GO): protein binding; RNA binding; protein kinase activity
Source: RefSeq, a predicted model, not a curated record